This is a messenger RNA of Saimiri boliviensis boliviensis (Bolivian squirrel monkey), 2260 nucleotides long. Lineage: Eukaryota; Metazoa; Chordata; Mammalia; Primates; Cebidae. The record is from RefSeq and is a predicted model, not a curated record.
AUAUAAUCAAGACAUUUACCUGGCUCUUUAAAUCAGUGUGGGUAAAGAAUUCAUGAUGAUGGAAAAUAAAAAGUUGUUUACAUUUACCUCAUUUCUGAAAAGUCAUGGGCCACUGGCAAGUUAAGAAACGAAAGUGAAAUCAGCUGAUAGUGACAUCAGUCAGAACAAAUGUACCAAAGUUCAGAGAGUUGUUUACUAGGCACGACAGCGAAUGCAAGGGGGCACCAGCUCAGGACUGCAUCUGCCUGCCAUUUCGCUUCCAUUCCUCCUUUCUGGAGUCGGACAUUAGAAAGCCAGGGAGAAGGAAGAUUCAAACAACCAACCCUGAUUUCCUGCUCCUCCUUUUCAUGAGUGCUCCUGUGGGCUCUGUACCUCCUUUCUCCGCACCCAUGAACACGCUGAUCUUCAAUGUGUUGUGCCAGAAAUAUUUUACCCAGGACUGGUGGCCUCCAACACCCUUGUUCUAUGCCCAGGUCCCCCGGCAGAGGGCAGGAGAGAUGGCCAGCCCAAGGCCUCGGUGGGGCGACCUGCUGCUGUUCGUGAGCAUCAUGGUCCUCACGGUUGUGGUCAUCUCCCUGAUGUUCUACGCUCUCCUCUGGAAGGCUGGCAACCUCACUGACCUGCCCAACCUGAGAAUCGGCUUCUACAACUUCUGCUUGUGGAAUGAGGACACCGGCGCCCUACAGUGUCACCAGUUCCCUGAGCUGGAGGCCCUGGGGGUGCCUCGGGUUGGCCUGGCCCUGGCCAGGCUUGGCGUGUAUGGGGCCCUGGUCCUCACCCUCUUUGUGCCCCUGCCUCUCCUCCUAGCCCGGUGCAACAGUGACGAGGGAGAGUGGAGGCUGGCAGUGGGCUUCCUGGGUGCAUCCUCCAUGCUACUGGCUGGCGGCCUGGGCCUCUUCCUCUCCUAUGUGUGGAAAUGGGUCAGGCUCUCCCUCCUGGGGCCUGGGUUUCUUGCUCUGAGCAGCGCCCAGGGCUUACUCAUCCUCUUGCUCAUGGCCACAACUGUGUUCCCUCUGAGGGCUGACAGAGCUAAAAGCGAGCUUCAGAGCUGCUAAACGCUUAUGUGAUUGCAAGGGUUCAGUUCCAGCCACGCUCAGAGGUGGCACAUCUUUUCAGCCAUCUCAUUUUAUAGCUAAUACUGAUCUCCAGCUCCAGCAGAUGGAACCCACUACAGAGGUGGGGACCCCACAUCAAGGAGGCCAAGGGACACCAAGGGCAGCCAGAGCACCUGUGGCUUCUUAGUGUAGGAUUGUCUGUCCUUCAGGACAUCCAAGGCUUCCAAAGACUCCCUAAAACCAUGCAGCUCAUUGUCAUAGCAAUUUCUGCUUUAAUUAAUGGAUCUGAGCAAAUCUUCCUCUAGCUUCAGGAGGGAAUGAUUCCCAUCAUAAGGCCAGACGUCCAGGCUGAUUUGCAAAAUGCCAAACUGAAAUCUAGCGAAGAUUUAUGGCAACAAAUGAGGAUAUUUAAAAAAAAAAGUGAGCACCUCAGCGUCCCGGGGGCCCUGAUUAGGGAGCUUCCACCAGGCCCACCAUGGGGAGUGGGCUGCCAUGAGCCACCACUGGGACUCCACUUCCACAGGCCCAGGAAUGAUCUCUGAGUGACUCGACAAAGACAGGACACAUGGGGCACAAAGAGAAGCCUUAGUUGCUUCAAAGCUUCCCUGGACCUGAAGCCUGAUAGAGCAGAUGCAUCUGCCGGCAAAUCACUCCCAUGAUGAGACCCAGGGGGACACCAAAUCAGUGUGAACGGGACGGGACGGUUGUACACAUACAAAUGCUGCCACCCUCCACUUUCCAACCAGGGCCUGGAAAGGACAUUGACACAACUUACACACUGGGGAAUGUUGUGUAUUUUCCAGCGCCUGUGUAUCGGAAAACCUGUAUGGCAAAUGAUUUACUCAUCUACGCCCGUCCAAGGCCACAUUGAAAACAGAGGCAGAAACAUGGACUCAGGUGUGAUCUCGUCUUCAGUGUCUCUUCUGGGCUGUCCCUCUUGCUUUAUAGCUAACUGCCUGGGGACCAAGGUACCGGUGAAAGCAAGGUAGCAGCUUGGGGGAAGAGGCCUGUCUGGCUUACCAGUCUGUACGCUGUGGCCUCAAGCUCCCAGACAGGGCAGAGAACUGUGGGUAGCUCGUUUGCCUUCUAGGCUGGCUGGAGGGGUGGGAGCUCAUUGAUUGACUGACCAUGAUAGAAACUAUUUUUUAAACAGGCUUCCUCCUUCAGGAGAGAUUAUGCGGACUAAACUGUAGCAAUUCCAGGGC